AUGAAAUACUUAACAAUUUAAAUUGCUUUAAUGUUAGUUCUGGUAAGUUACUGUCAAAGCGCAGUAACUGUAAAAAAUUCAAAUGGCAAAAUUUUAAGAAGUGAUUAUGUUUCUUAGGUUUUUGAUGAAACAUAGAAAUUAAUUAUGACCUAUAAUGAUAUUGAAGAUAAAUCAAUAGAAUAACUAUAAAAUAAAAUGUUUAUUUAAGAUAAUUAAUCAACAUGCUAGACAGAUAAUGAAUGUCUAAACGAUGGGAUUUGCUAUGAAAAAUAAUGCUAUUGCAAAACUUUAUUUGUUGGUCCAACUUGCCAGUAUUAACUCAGUACCCCACCAGAAGUGAGCAAAUUUUGGUUUGCAGUAAUAUGCAUUUGCAGUAUCAUUGCUGGUAUACUUCUCAUGAUCUUGGUAAACUAUAUUAUAAAAUUGAGAUCUGAAGCUAAAUUUAAAAGAGAAGGCGAGUACAAUGAUAACAAAUAUGAAAUAUGGUAAUAAAAAUUGGAUAAUUAGCAGUGA
This is a messenger RNA of Tetrahymena thermophila SB210, 513 nucleotides long. RefSeq names its product EGF-like domain protein. The transcript has a single exon. The record is from RefSeq and is a predicted model, not a curated record. Lineage: Eukaryota; Ciliophora; Oligohymenophorea; Hymenostomatida; Tetrahymenidae.